This is a messenger RNA of Exserohilum turcica Et28A, 2872 nucleotides long. RefSeq lists its product as uncharacterized. Gene Ontology annotation, molecular function: GTP-dependent polyribonucleotide 5'-hydroxyl-kinase activity; RNA ligase (ATP) activity; phosphoric diester hydrolase activity. The transcript has a single exon. Gene Ontology annotation, cellular component: nuclear inner membrane. Gene Ontology annotation, biological process: tRNA splicing, via endonucleolytic cleavage and ligation. The record is from RefSeq and is a predicted model, not a curated record. The coding region runs from base 37 to 2523 and encodes 828 amino acids. NCBI's taxonomy places the organism in Eukaryota, Fungi, Ascomycota, Dothideomycetes, Pleosporales, Pleosporaceae.
ACCGUGUUUGCCCGUUUUUUCGCAUCGACCGCUAUCAUGGCGCACCGCGAUCAAGCGCCCUAUGCGCCCCAAGACCCGAAAGAAAUUGCCGAGUUGGUGCACACUCUGGAAGCACACACGGGCAAGAAGGGAAGCGGUGGCUUCUCCGUCAAACAACACACGUUCCCACUCCCGAAUGGCCGCACUGUCAACUCAUGGAAGAUGAACGAGUGGGACUACAAAAAGGCCAAUCUCCCCACCUAUGCGCGCGGCCUCUUCACAUACAAGAACCUGCAAGGCAACCACGAGAUUGCCGUUAGAGGAUACGACAAGUUUUUCAACCACGGAGAGAUUCGGAAAACAGAGUGGAAGAAUGUCGAGCGCGACACGCGGGGCCCGUACGAGCUCAGUGUCAAGGAGAACGGCUGCAUCAUCUUCAUAGCUGGCCUGGACGACGACACGCUGUUGGUAUGCAGCAAACACUCGACAGGCCCCAGGGAAGAAGGGCUCAGCCAUGCUUGCGCAGGCGAGCAGUGGGUUGAGCGCCAUGUUGCAUCGGUCGGCAAGACCAAGGCAGAUUUGGCGCGCACGCUGCGAUCCAUGAACGCGACGCUGGUAGCAGAGCUAUGCGAUGACGAAUUUGAGGAGCACGUGCUGGCAUAUACUCCCGAGCAGGCUGGUCUUUACGUACACGGCAUCAAUCUCAACCUGCCCGACUUCGCUACAUACCCUGGCCAUCUAGUCGACAGGUUUGCUGAUGAGUGGGGCAUGAAGAAGGUUACGUACGUAAUGGAAAAUGACAUUAGGCAAGUCAAGGCUUUCCUAGAUAAGGUCGCCGAGACAGGCAAUUACGAGGGACGCGACACAGAAGGCUUUGUCAUCCGUUGCAAGGCACGCGAGUCCGAAGGCGCACCCUACGUUGACUGGUUCUUCAAAUACAAAUUCGAAGAGCCCUAUCUCAUGUACCGUCAGUGGCGUGAGUGUACUCGAGCUCUGAUCGCCGGUAAGCCGCCGCGUUACAAGAAGCACGAGGCAAUCACCAAGGAGUACCUUGACUUUGCUCGCUGGAAAUUCAGUCAGAAUAAGUCUCUAGCAAAGGAUUACAAUGCGAACCACGGCAUUAUCAAGAUGCGCGACGAGUUUUUGGCCUCGCGUGGAACCACCGGUGCUGAGAUUAUCCGGCAAGAGCUGCAGAACGGAGCUGUCGAGAGUAAGAAUGCUACCAGGAAUAUUGUACUUGUUCCCGUUGCAACCAUUGGCUGCGGAAAGACAACCUUGGCUCUCGCUCUCGUAAAGUUGUUCGGAUGGGGCCACUUUCAGAACGACAACGUCAAGGCCAAAAAGGGUCGUGGCCAGGUCUUUGCCGACACCGUCUCUUCACUGCUAGUCACAAACCCUGUCGUCAUUGCAGAUCGUAACAAUCACCAGAGACGCGAGCGAGAUCAGCUCAUCAAUGAUAUCUCCAAAAACGUGCCAGAUGCGCGCUUCGUCGCCCUGCACUACGUUCAUGACCGGUCCAACUACGAUGGCAUCCGAGAAGCGACGCGGAGACGUGUACUUGACCGUGGCGACAACCAUCAGACCAUUCAGGCAGGCUCCAAGGGUCCAAAUGAGAUUAUCGAGAUCAUGGAAGGCUUCAUGCAUCGCUUUCAGCCAGUUGACCCUUCGGAUGCGCCGGACGAUCUGUUUGACCUGGUCAUCGACCUGGACCCUACCAAGGACUCUCGCCAAAAUCUGGAAACAAUCAUUGGAAAAAUGUUCGACACUUACCCAGCUCUAUUUGCGGGCAAGGAGAUGCCAACUGAUCCCGAUAUGGAUGCUGCUAUCAGUUGGGCCAUGAACGACUAUAAGCCAGACUUCAAGAUGGAUUUAUCAGGAGGCAACAACAAGAGAAACAAUCAGAACGCUCAAAAUCAAAUCUCUCAAAAAUCUCAGCCAGCCGCAAAACCGAAAAAGGCUCCACGCAUGGAGUACUUUUCUGUUCGCCUCAACACUCAACGCGUCAACUCGAUUCUCGACGCCCUGUUUAAAGACAAAGAUGCCAUGACUGCCCGUACGUACAACCAACUGAAGCAGAGCCGGCGCGUCCAGAACGAGUUCCACGUUACUCUGAUCCAUCGCGCGUCUGCACCGCAAAACCAAGAGUACUGGGACAAGCUCAUCAAGCUCCACGAAACUGUGCAGUCGACAACUUCUGAAGGCUCUUGGGAACCAGAGCUGGGCAAGUGCGAUGUACAAAUGGAGAGAUUAAUCUGGGACGACCGAAUCAUGUGCUUCGUGGUGCGACUGAAUGGCUCCGGUACCCUACAGAUUGAGAGUCAGGCUGGCACAACAACCGAGGAACUGCUCUUCACAACGGCAAAUCCCGUUGCACACGUCACUGUUGGCACUGCAGCCCCGAAUAUCAAGCCAAUGGAGAGCAAUACGCUGCUUCAGCGCUGGCUCAACGAAGGUUCAGGAGGUCAAACGGGCAUCGGUGAGCUGAGCGUAAAAGGCAACGUGGUACUCGAGGGAAGUGUACGAGGUGUGCUGGGAAGAUUGUAGGAAAAUCAUACACGUCAGGCCUUUCAGGUGAAUCAUGCAAAGAGAAAAACCCCGGGAAAGUAUUCAGAAGGCAAAAGGAAUCCCAAACGCCUAUGAAGAGGCCAGAUACGAGAUGAGCAAGAGCCGAUCACGUCUAGAAGCAGAGAAAUGUGCUAGGUCUUGCUGUCUCCCUGGCUUUCCAGGAAGACUGAAGGAAGGGGUCCAAAUACCUGUGGUGUGUGUGACGAGGAUUUAUGAAUAAGGAAGACAUCGUUUUGCGUAUCAUAUCCAUGCUGCCUCAGGCAGUGUCAUGCAAUUGCUUCUUCACCCAGUAGGAGGAGCGUUUAAGCAUUCUGUCAGGUUAGAAAUG